AGCGUACAUAUAAGCAUGGUUACCACCCGAGGGCAGAAUUAAGGCUACGUUUACUGAGCAAGGCACAGGCUCCUCCGCACGCAGACGCUUCAGCCACCAUGAAGACAGCAGGCGUGUUGCUGCUCUUUGCUCUAGCCUUUUGCUGCAUCCCAGAUAUUGAUGCACUGCAGGGCUACUGCAGCAACUACAUGAAACCCAGUCCUAUCUGUACUCUGGAGUACAACCCACACUGUGGGUCCGAUGGUGUAACAUACGGCAAUAAAUGCUUAUUCUGCAAUGCAUUCCUGAGAAGCCGUCAGACUCUUCAAUUGCAGUAUCUUCGAGAGUGUUAACUUCUCGACAGGCUUCAGCUCAGAAAGAGGAGUCCUCCCUGGCAAUGUUCCCCAUGGCUGAUGUUCCCCUAAAUCCCUGUCCUGAACCUUGAAUGCUCAUGAUGAAUCUUGAAACCUCUGCUUAAUAAAAAAAGCCAUUGGCAUUUUUGUCUUGCUUUAAUAA
This is a messenger RNA of Phalacrocorax carbo (great cormorant), 495 nucleotides long. The record is from RefSeq and is a predicted model, not a curated record. NCBI's taxonomy places the organism in Eukaryota, Metazoa, Chordata, Aves, Suliformes, Phalacrocoracidae.